AUGGCUAAAACUGUAUUUAGUCCAGACGGCGUUCCACUUCCAAACGCCGUUUGGAGACUGAACGACCUGCCACUCGAGGUGGGAGGUCGCCGAUCCAUUUUACCCAACGCCACUCUAGUGAUCAAAGACAUUCAGAGCGUCGACCAAGCCAACUACUCGUGCAGCGUGGAGAACCAGCACGGCAGGGACGAAAUAGUGUACAGUUUGAAAGUGUUGGUUCCUCCAGAGGCUCCUGUACUGACAGUGGUGGAGUCCUUCACCGACAGCUUACACUUGAGGUGGAGCGACCAGGGCAAUGGAGGUUCGCCCAUUUUGGGGUACGUCAUCAAUUACAAGAGAGACCAUGGGGAUUGGGAGGAGUUGCAGAUCUCUGCGAGGACGGACGAGCACAUGUUGAGGAAUCUGUGGUGUGGGAGUAGAUAUCUGCUGUAUAUCACUGCUUUUAAUAGGAUUGGCACGGGACUUCCAAGUGAUAUUGUGCCUGCCCACACGAAAGGCACUGUGCCUGUUCAACCAAAGCAGUCCCAAAUGCUGACCAUGAACGCCACAGUAGUCACCGUGUGGUUGGAUUCCUGGGGCGACGGAGGAUGUGGAAUACUCUACUUCAUAGUAGAGUACAAGACCAGCAGACACUCGUCUUGGACGAUGUCCUCCAAUCACGUAAAGCCCACCGAAAGGAUAUACAGCAUCCAGGAUUUGCUACCGGCUACAGAAUACCAACUGAAAAUUACCGCCCACAACAACGCGGGCGACACGGAGGCCAUCUACAACUUUACAACUUUAACUUUAUUAGGUGUUGUUCCAGAAUUAGCCCCGCCAGUAUCGCACUCAGGAGACCACCCCUUUUACACCAACGCCAAAGUUUUCGUACCCAUAAUGUUGUCGAUAUUCGUGUUAGUUUUGCUAAUAGUCACGCUAUUUUGGAGAAAAAGUAAGUCCAGUUUAAGGGGUAGUACGCAGUUAGGGGAGAACAGUUUUAUUCUAGAUGAAUUUUCUAAUAAUGAAUAGUAUUAGUCCAUAAAACAUAAAAAAUAAGUCACUAUUUUUUAUGGACUCUUUUGUUUUUUAAAUACAGGGCGUUAAUGACGAAUUUCCGCCAUAUCAUUUUCAAAAUAUAGUAUAUUGCAUUGAAAUUUGCUACAGGUAAAUUUCUAAUUGCUAUUUUAGUGCAUGUUAUUUAAAGCUACAACUUUUUGAGGUUAUGUCAUAAGGUAUCAGUAGAACACAUAGAAGUCAGCGACCUCUAUCAGAUGAUCAAAAACUAAACAGUGGCGUAUUUAGCAUUCUCAUAAACUUACCUAUACCAAAUUGCAUUUCAAUUCAUUGCACUUCAUUUAUUUUCUGGAGGUAGAAUGGUUAAAACUGUAUUUUAAAAAAUCGUAUUUGAUUCCCUAGAUCUCAAAAACAGAAGACGAUAAGUUCAUAAAAAAAUAGUUUAAUCACCCGUUAAAUUGUUUGCACUCGUUGCCGUAACACCCUGUAUAGAAGUCUGACAUUUAUACUCAAAUAUUUUUUUUAUAAUUUGCAAGAUGGAUUUAAAACUUUGCCUCUUCUGUUUUUAGUUCAUUUUUAACCUUGAGAUGUAACAUUUUAAAUAUAUUCUGGAAUAUACACGUUUUAUUACAGUAAACAGCUUUUUUGUAUACAAGGCAAGCAACUUACCUAUAUUUUUCUUAAAUAAGUAAAUAAAAAAACAAACAAAAAUUGUUAACCAAAAAGCUUCCUACAAUAUAACUCUUAUAUUUAUUUUAUGUGUU
Molecule: messenger RNA, 1757 nt
Organism: Anoplophora glabripennis (Asian longhorned beetle)
Lineage: Eukaryota; Metazoa; Arthropoda; Insecta; Coleoptera; Cerambycidae
Product: Down syndrome cell adhesion molecule-like protein Dscam2
Exons: 4
Coding region: 1-1008 (335 amino acids)
Biological process (GO): dendrite self-avoidance; axon guidance; homophilic cell-cell adhesion
Cellular component (GO): plasma membrane; axon
Molecular function (GO): cell-cell adhesion mediator activity
Source: RefSeq, a predicted model, not a curated record